GAUAAGUCGACGGGACGGUCUUAUCAGCUGUCGUCGUAUUUUCCACUUUUCCUGCCAAAAUAGUAAUAAAAGUUUCCCCUGUUUCUUUUUGGCCUCAAAAGAUUAAGAUACCUCGGAAUGUUCAAUAUAAAGUGAGCUCUGGGUGAAGUGCACCCCGUAUUCCACACAUCAUAUCAUAAUAAUUAUACGUGCAAGUGCUAGAAUCCAAGGCAAAUGACAGAAAAGGAGAAGGAAAAGGUUGAGGUGCAGCUGCAGCUGUGCAUUCGUGGAAAUGUGAGUUGGCAGCAGCUGCCCGUUCACUUGCGUUCCAUGCUGAACAACAACCAGCGCGACUAUGAGAAAUAUGUGUUCAACUAUAGUUUGAAGAACCAGCUACGAUUUCGUGGUAAUCUGGCCUCGAAGGUAUUCCGGCAGGAGCAGCGCUAUUACGAACUGCUUAUCCAGAAGAAUAUCAAUGGACUGGGAGUCUUUCCUUAUCAUCUUGCCGAUAUAGUUACAAAGGGGCUGCGCGUGACGCCAUUCAAUUACUAUUUGGAUGUGCUCAGUCAGUUGCUGCGUAGCGACAAAAGCUACGAUACCUUGCCCAAUUUCACGGCCGCCGAUUGUCUACGUGUCCUGGGCAUUGGCCGGAAUGAGUAUUUGGCUCUAAUCAGUGAUCUAAAGACGCAUACAACGCGCUCCAUACUGUUUAGUGCUAAGCCAAAUCCUUUGGAUUUUCUGCCACGUUUUCCCGUUCAUGUGCACAUCGAACCCUGGUGGCGGCUGGACAUUGGCUAUGUCCUGGAGACGGAUAUACGUUACCUAUUGCCAGCCGAACGCAGUUUGAUUGAUGAUUUAAUUGAUUUCGGUGCCCAACCGGCUGGCAAAUGUGAAUAUCAAGUCGUUCAGAGUCUCUACCGCAAAGGAUUGAUCUAUUUGGAUGUACCCAUCUCUGGCGAGGAUCGCAUUUGCAUACCACCCUUGAGAAAUUUUGUGAUGAAUCGUGUGAGCGGUGACUAUUUUGAGAAUUUGCUAUACAAGAUUUUUGUUAGUGCCGAUGAGCACAUGACCAUAGCGGAAUUGGCCCAAAUGUUGCAGUUAGAGCUCGAUAUGGUCAAGCAGGCUGUGUCAUUUAUAUGUCGUCUGGGAUUUGCUCAGCGCAAGGACGAACUAACACCGGCUAGUGGACAGGGUGGGCAACAGGCGCAGCCACAGGAUCACGCCAGUUGGGCGGACUAUAAGCGACAACAAGUGCCAGAGACACCACAGAUAACGCCAUUGAAUUAUAAUAAUUUUGAUUUCGAACAGCCGAGCCCAAGUCCCAAGACCCCGCAAAAGGGCGAGAGGGAAAGGGACAAGGAUAAGGAUAGUAGUUCCAUAGGCUAUCUCUCCUCGGAUGGCAAUACAAGUGACUUUAGCUUUGCCCACAUGAAUGUGACGCCACCCUCAAUAGCAAAUCCUCAAACCAGUGAUGAUCAGGAAGAGCUAGUUGAAGUAGUUGCUGCUCCUGUGGCUGCUGCUGCUGCUCCACCCAAAAGUGGCAAACGUGUAGGCUUUCUAUUCGAUUCCACACUUACUGCAUUCCUUAUGAUGGGCAAUCUCUCGCCUGGUCUUAAAAAUCAUGCCGUAACCAUGUUCGAGGUGGGUAAACUGUGUGAGGAGAGCAUGGAUAGCUUUCUGGCCGAAUUGGAGCAGGUUUCACUGCUGGAUGCCGAGGGCGAAGGUGAUGUUUCACGUUAUUUUGCUCAUGCCGUCAUCUUGAGAUCGACCAUAUGCUCGCUCCGUCAUAUCCUAUCCGGUGGCCUUGAUCUCUUGCGUCUGGAGUGCCUCGAGGGAUUGGACAGACAGACACGGGAUCGUGUCUUGGAAAAGAAAUAUAAAUUCAUCAUUUCGGCCUCUCCGCUAACCGCGCAAUUGACUCAUACAUUUAGCAUUCCAUUUUUUGGCCAGUUUCUACGCAGUUCCGAUGUGGCACCCAUGUGGAGUAAACUCUUUUACAAUCAUAUCACGGGCUAUGGUCCACCCAGUUUGUUGUUGUGCCGUGGAACUGUUUUAAAAUCACUGCCACGCCUCUUUCUGGGCUAUGGCAAACUGCUGGUCAAUAUCCUACAUUCCGACUCAUAUGUACUCAGUUCGGAAAACUUUCGCAAUCUGAACGAUCAGCUGAAGAAUGGAUGCAUUCUGCUCCAAGGCUAUGGCAUACGUGCUCCCGGUCAACUGCAAUACGAAUCGUUUCCGUUCUCCACAUCCAAGGAUGAGCGUCAGGCCAAAUGGACGGGGCACAGGGCCGUGCAAAAGUUGUCGGAAUUGAUUGACUUGCGUCAUCAAUGCGGUUACAUAACAUUCCUUAACACGGGCGUCGAUGAUCUCGGAUGCGAGGACUAUGAACUGGAGGUGCAUUUGAAAUUGCCGCAGGGGGGUAAAAAGCAAAAACAGCAUCAGCAGCAGCAGCAGAUCACCAGCAAAUUGAAUCAUGUGCCAAAUAAUCAAGAGAAGGGACAACAACAACAACAGCAACAACAACUCAAGAGUCCCGAUGAGAAUCAUUUUGCCACCACGCCAGAUCAUGGACCGGCCAACGAGUAUACUUCAGACGAUUGCAAUCAAGUGCUGGCCAGCGAAUUGGCCAAAUGCAGUGGCCGCACUGGUGACUUGGUAUCCCAGAAUUCAGUAGAGAUACCGUUAGCCAGGACCUUGAUCGAGCACGACGAGGACGAGGAGGAGGAGACUGCCGAGGAGUGGACCUUGCUGGAUGUUAGCUUUGGUGUUCCCCUCUUCGAUGUGGACACAAAUACACGGAUCUGUGAGCAUUUGGUGCGUGAUUUGUGCACGGAUAACAAUCUGGAGAGUCUUGUUCAUGCCGCCCAACAGACGCAAACGCUGUUCCUUGAGUUUGUGCGUCAGUGUCUGUACUUUGAGAAUGAUCCAUCGAUGCCAGUGCAAUUGAAUGAACCACUUCAGGCGGCACGUCCCUUGCCCCAUCCGCGCAUCAAUCUGGCAUUCGAGAAUGGACGCGUUGGCUAUUGGAAUGGACGCUGAAAGAUUUUUACUACAACAACAUUCCCCCCAAUCCCCCUCCCCGCACUAAUAGAAAAAAAAAUCCCUAUUAACUGCAGAGUAUUCGUUUACCCUUUCCCCCAGACAACCAAUAAUCCUUUUCAAAGUCCUUGUACAGUUUUGAGUCCCCUCCCUCAUAUAUAAAUGCUUUAUACAUACAUAGCUAUAUCUAUAUAUAUAUAGAUAAAUCUUAGUCAGCGAUAUCGCCUGAAUGUAUUUUUAUUAUUUUUUUAUUAGUUUUGUAAGAUGCGCGUUUCGGCAAUAUGCCAUUCAGAGAGAGGCAUACAAACCAUAUAUGUAUAUAUAUACUAUAUAUAUAUAUAUAUCACACAUAUAUAUAAUAUAUAUGAAAUUAUUAACAUAUAUAGUAAAUAUAUAAUUGUAUUAUCUGAAUAAAAUGCAAUUUUAAAACCUUCCAUGUGAAA
This is a messenger RNA of Drosophila willistoni, 3461 nucleotides long. Its product is annotated as protein FAM91A1. The transcript is spliced from 2 exons. The record is from RefSeq and is a predicted model, not a curated record. Lineage: Eukaryota; Metazoa; Arthropoda; Insecta; Diptera; Drosophilidae. The coding region runs from base 214 to 3018 and encodes 934 amino acids.